CGUGGUUAGGAUCGUUAGGAUGUUAGGAUUGUGUGGCAUUUUGCUUGGCGUUGGUGGUGUUCGUUCGGGCAAGAUGAGAAAUAGUUAGUACUCUUAUUUACUAAUGGCGUUGAAUCUUGGUCUCUGUUGCAACGUAUUUGUCGGUUAGGUAUGACAGUGAUUUCAUGUUUCGUUCUUACACAUUAAUGCCAGUCUAGUAAAAUGAAGGGGUUUCGCAUCGAAUGCAGGCCCAUCUACAUGUGGAUGUGUGAACUUGUGUGACAAGUCUCGAGGAUCUCGAGUAUUCGUUUCUGCUGAUUCAGGUUAAUGUUUUUCGAGUUGAAAUUUUGUUAAUGGUUUAUACGGUUUAUAUCGUGUUUAGAAGCAGUGGCAGUGGGGGAAGAGUAUAUGCACAAGUUUCGUACCAGAUAUGUGAAUAAUUGUGCAGGAAAAUGUUUAUUAAUGAGUAGUGAUGUUUACAUUAUGUAACUGAACAUAUACAUUAAAUAAAUUUAUAAUUCGAAAUUACAGAAAUUACAGAAGUAUGGCAGGCAGAGGAAGAAAAUGUCCCCAUAUCAUUAGCAUUUCAGAUAUCAACCAGGCUGAUGUUGAGAAUGCCAAAGAGGUAUCACGCUGUUCAGAGUGUGAUUCUUCGGGCCCCAAUCUGUGGCUUUGUCUGCACCGCGGAUGCUAUAAGGUUGGCUGUGGAGAGGCACAUAAUGAUCAUAGCACCUUGCAUAACAAGAGUUGUUACAACCACUACAUUCAACUGAACUUGUCUACAAACCGAUUAUGGUGUUAUCAGUGUGAGAAUGAGGUAUUCUUGGAGAAUGGAAUGAGCCAUAUUCGCUCCAGUAGUUGUGUCAUGAGUCCUGUGUUGACACGCUACAAUUCUCAGACAAUUGGACCUACAGCUGAUUCUGGUGACAGCAGUGACAGUGAAGAUAGUCAUGAUGACAAUGGAAAACCAAGAGGUCUUACAGGAUUGCAGAAUAUAGGCAAUACUUGCUACAUGAAUUCGGCACUUCAGGCACUGUCCAACACUCCACCAUUGACACAGUUCUUCUUAGAUUGUGGUGCUGCUCUAGUUGCUGCCAACUGUGGUGAAAAGAAGCCUGGACUGUCUAGGAGUUACCAUAGGCUGGUGCAAGAGAUGUGGCAUCGCAAACGUCCUGGAUAUGUGGUUCCCUCAGGAAUCCUGUAUGGCAUACGUAGUGUUCAACCAAUGUUCCGGGGCUAUCAGCAGCAUGACACACAGGAAUUUUUGCGCUGUUUUAUGGAUCAGUUGCAUGGAGAAUUGAAGGAACCUUUGCCAGAAUCUUCUGCUUCAAAUGUGUCUACUGCUGGAACAGGUUCAGAGAAGUCUUCUCAGAAUGCAGGUGGAAAGUUACUGGGUUCUGGUUCCUUGGAGGAAAUUUCAGAUGAAGAUGAUGAUCAGGAUGAUGAAAGAGGUGACAGUGGAGGGGGAGGUGGUGUAUCCAGUCAAUCAGAGGGUGAAUAUGAGACCUGUGAUUCAGGUGUUAGUGAACGGAGUUCAUUGAGUGAUGAGGGUGAACGUGGUGGCAGCAGCGGAAGUAGAAGUGCAAGUAAACGCAAGCUAUCACGGUCACCGUCACCACCACCAGAACGUUUACGAUCAAAACUAACCGCAUCUGGCUCCAAGAACUCCCACACAAACUCUGGAAAUACAUCCUCAUCUCAUGCUGUUGCCUCUGUUGGAACUCCUGUGGGUUGUUCUGGUACAGCAAAUUUCAGUCCAGUCACAGUUCCUGGCUCUCCUCAGAGGGGAAUGUCAAGAGGAAAGAAGGCUGCAGUAAAACAUCGUUCCAUCAUAUCAGAUGUGUUUGAUGGCAAGCUGCUGAGCUCUGUACAGUGCCUUACAUGUGACAGGAUCUCAACACGUGUGGAAACAUUCCAGGACUUAUCAUUACCAAUUCCAAGCAGGGAUCAUGUUCACAUGCUUCACCAAGGUACACUGACUCCUCAGCAGAAAGGAGGUCUUUCUGCUUGUUCAGAUGUAUAUUCUGGAGACCAGGGAUGGGUGACAUGGUUAUUGGAGUGGAUCCGUAGUUGGUUCUGGGGUCCCACAGUCAGUCUGCAUGAUUGUUUGGCUGCUUUUUUCUCGGCAGAUGAACUUAAAGGAGAUAACAUGUACAGUUGUGAAAAAUGUAACAAGCUAAGAAAUGGAGUGAAGUACUCAAAAGUAUUGGAGCUCCCGGAAGUAUUGUGCAUUCAUUUAAAGAGGUUCCGUCACGAAUUGAUGUUUAGCGCUAAGAUCUCAAAUUACGUGGCUUUUCCUUUGGAAGGACUUGACAUGCGGCCAUAUUUACAUAAAGAUUGUGUUUCACAAGUUACAAGCUAUGAUCUGGUGUCUGUAAUCUGUCAUCAUGGGACAGCAGGUGGUGGCCACUACACCUGUUACUCGUUGAACUGUAUAUCAGAGCAGUGGUAUGAGUUUGAUGACCAGUAUGUCACCCAGGUCCCACCUGAGACUGUCCAAAAUUGUGAAGCUUAUGUCCUCUUCUACAAGAAAUGCUGUGCUAGUGCUACCAGACUGCGGCAGAGAGCUGUGGAACUUAUGGAAUUGUCCCAUCAUGAGCCUAGCCUCAUGCAGUUUUAUGUAUCAAAGCAGUGGGUGAACAAGUUCAACACCUUUGCAGAACCUGGUCCCAUUGAUAACUCUGAUUUCUUAUGUAUCCAUGGAGGUGUUCAUCCAGCAAGAGAACCAUAUGUAAACCAGCUGUGUACCAUUCUCUCUCAAGCUGUAUGGGAAUACCUAUAUGAUACCUUUGGGGGUGGACCAGCUUGCAACCGUUUGUAUGCAUGCCCUACUUGUCAACAAGAGCAGGAAGCCUUGGCACAUAGAGUGAAACAUGAGCUUGAAGAAUUCAUACAACUGAACAAAGAAUUCCAACAAGCUGAAGAAAGUCCAGUUGUUAUAUAUGCAAUUGCCAUGAACUGGUUCCGUCAGUGGGAGAGUUUUGUCAAGGGAAAGGAAUCAGAGCCUCCUGGGCAAAUAGACAACUCUUCUAUUUGUUCUGUUACUAAAAAUGGACAGGUAGUUCUAAAGAUGGGUUCAGAUUAUGCUCAGCUGUCUCAAGAACUUUGGUCUUUCUUCCAUCGUGUCUAUGGUGGUGGGCCGGAAGUUGUCUUGAGACCACCAUGCCAAAGAACAGGCAAUAGUAUUGGCUGUAACAGUAGCAGUAACAUUUCACAACCUCCCCCAUUGUCAAGGACAGUGCCAGUACCUCCUGAAUCUCCACUUUGUAUGGCUCAUGCUCAAAAGGCACGUAGCGCAGAAAAUAUCACAAGUCAUGGUGGUACUUCAGGAAUGUCUGGAGGCACGGGAACCCUUGUUCGGCCAGCAGGAAGAGCCCAGAGUAUAAGUUCAGACAACAUAACUGUAAGAAUGGCUGCUCUUUCAGCAUCAGGGAACAAACAGUCAGUAAAUACUGAUUCCAAGGGUCUGGAAAAAGGUGACCCAAACACAUCUCUAUCUUCUGUGCCUGGUUAUUGUAAAGAUGAAGAGACACGAAUGGUAUCAGCAGUGGCACCACCGACGUCUAUACCAUCGUCAUUAGCUUCAGACCAGUGUGAAGUUAGUGGAAUUGUGGAUGCUGUCUUGAGAGGCCCCUGGUGUCCAUUAAACGAAAAAUAUGGUUCAUUAGGUGAACAGUGUCAAUGAAAUUGACUAAUUUAUCAGUUUAUAGAAGAGUGUUUAUUGAAAAUGGUUUUAGAGGAUUCUCUAUAUCAAGUGAAUGGAUUUCUUUACCGGCUCUCACAUUUUUCUCAAAGGACAUGUCACUUGUGAUUAAAACCCUGUAAUAGGUAAUUUUUUAUUUUGUUUUUACUGACUGAUAAUUAUUUGUUGUGCACAUGAAGUAGUGGGUAUCAAUUGAAUCAUGAAUACCUUGCAUUUUCAAUGAUCAGAAAAUGGGCAUUGAUGUUGCUGAACUAGAAACCUUGCCUUUAAAAGCAACUAUGCAGUUUCCACCAUCAGUUUUGAAGUUGUGAACUUAGUAUGAUUGCUUUGAACCAAGACUGUGUUUGUUAUGUGAGCAGUAGAACAUAAAUCCACCACUUUACUACAUCCCUACCUAAAUACCAAAUGAACAGUUGGCAUAAGUGCUUAACUUUUCCAUUGUUUUUUUACAUGGCUAUAAAAUGUAGUAAGUAUUGAGGUAAGUGAAACAUUGUAUCUAAAAUAAAUGGGCAGUUGGGGUAAUAUUAAUUAGAUAGAAAGUUGUGUUUGAUGUGUAUCAGUCUCUUGGCGCUUCUUGUUGGUUACAGAUCAUUUUGUAGUUUAUAUUUUUGUUCUCUCUUUCCUCCAGUAUUAUCCCAUCAUUACAUGCAAGAUAAGGGUUCAUGAUUCACUUGGGUCACACAUUUUAUGUAGUUAUAAUGUAUACCAAAGAUAUAUAUAGAUAGGUAGAUAUAUAUGUGAGUUUCAGUAAGAUGUAUACAGAUGUGUAUGGUCAAGCCACAGUUUUUAUGUAUUAAGUUUGUAAUAUGUAUUUACAUUUUUUAAGAGUCUGCUUUUCUGGCUAAGUACACCUGUGGAAACAUCCCUGUAAAACCUAGGAACAGUAAACUCCCCAUUAUAUGACGGGGAAUGGUGGUGGUUGAAUGAGAAGUUUGAAUGUUAGGAUGCUAUAGCUGGGAGUUUGCUAUACCUGUAAAUUUUCCAUGUCAUUCUGUUGUGCUUGGAGUCGGUGUUUUCAAUUUUCAGUGUCAUAAUAACAUACUCUUUAAGGAGUAUUAAUAUCAGUUUGUUAUAUUAUACCAAAAAGAAUGCAUUGACAUUCCAUUAAUUAAAUUUAAAUAGAUUUUGACAUUUUGCCUCAUACUGUGGAGACUGUAGGAAGAAAUGUUUAAUCCUCUUAGUAUUGUGUGCUAAUUCAAGUAUUGAUUUAUUCUUCUGUUAAUAAAAUUACGUGAAGUAUUUCAUGAGUGAAAGUCAGAUGUGGUGUACUUGAAACAGUGCAACAUUUUCAGUGAGCUUAACAUUUUGUAGAUAUAUUUAAACCAUCUCCUAUUUUAUUUUACUGCAGCUACUCUCAGCAGAAUUGAAUACAAUUAUUGUGGUGUCAUUGUAUACUACUGGUAUUUUGGCCAGUAUUGUAACAAACUGUUCGUAUAUUUGUUCAUCAGUGGCAAAAUUCCAGUUAUUUUUUUGAACCCCUUGUUCUGAAAAUAGGAAUGGUUUUAUUACACGAUAGAUGUACUUGUCCCUAGGUUUUUGGCACCUGUCUCUGAUGUGUAACCUCAAACUUUUGGGAUUUAGCUGCAUCAUAAGUUGACAUUGCUCUAACAUUGUGGCAUACAUUGUAGUAAAUAGAUAUGUAAAUCUUAACAGUGGGAGUACGGAUGGGCAAGAGAGCAUGAUGCAGUCCAGUGGGAAGAAGCCAUGUGGUUGAGAAUAGGAGAUGGAGGAAAAUAAAUGAAGUCAGGCUACAAUCAAUUUGUAUCUGUCAUGAUAAUUGACAUUGUGGUGGUAUUAACUUUUCCAGUGGCUUCCCAAAAUAUGGGGAAGGUACUGACUUCAGUAUAAUUGAGCCCUAGUAAAUAUCCAUACUUCCCAUCCCUACAUCAUUAGGAAUGCUAUCUGAAAAGUCAGAUGCUCCCAUAACUUGACCUAUGAAGAUGAAUAAAAGGUGAAUAAAGUCUCGAUUUACCACAUUUCCUCCAACCCUUCUUAACUGCGUUGAGCCUUCCCAUUCGGUAGCACCACACUGUACAUCUGUCUUACUCCCAUUGCAAGACCCUAUACACUAUAUCAGUUCACUUCCUCCCAUCUCAUGUUCACCGCAAAGAUGGUGUCUGCAAUGUAUGCCAAAACAUUGGAAUGGCUUCAACAUACAGCAGCUAAACAUUGAAUGCUGAAGUUACGCAUUACAGAACAUGAAUUUAAGUGGGAUGAUGUGAGUAACAACUCUGAGUUAAUUGUACCUGGUUGUUGAACUUUCAGUCAUCACUAAAAGUUAUUGGUCUGGUCUUUACAUUUAAAGUUGGAUAAAUGUAUCUAGUGUAAUUUGUGAAUUAUAAUCAUUCCAAACCUUCCAGUCUUAAUAUAACUGUUGCUUUUUUACUCAUUAUCCGUCAUCCUAUUUUUAAAUAAAAAACAGGAUGAUAGAUAAUGUCUAAAAAGCCAGUAAUUAUAUUAAUACGUAUAUUAUCAGAAACUUUAGACCUUAACUUCCAGGUCUUGCUAUGAAGAUCACUGAUACUAAUAGAUGAUUUGCUCUAAUUAGACAGAUAUUCCUAACCAUACACUUGUCCUGUUUCUGCUACCUGUGUACUGUACUGGAUCAAAAUUAUAUAUGUAGAUAUUUCUUUUGAAAUCACUGUACUCACCUCUUCUGUAAAAAUCCUUUCACUGUAACAGAUAGUUGGUUCAUUGGCACUGACAUGCUUCCUUCUUUUUAAAUCUUAAUUAUUAUGUUUGUUUUUUUCAUUCUUAAGAUUGUGGUUGCACAUAGUUGUGUGUUCAGCCACAGUGCUCCACCUGCUGGAAUGUCUGCUUUAGAAGUUUUAAUUUAAUUUAAUUUCAGUUCUACACACAUUUCAACAGAUUUCUGUAACUGUAAAGACCAAAAACAAUGUUGAAUAGACUAAGCAUUAGUUUUGGAUGUAUGAAUGAUGUAGAAGACGUUCUGUUAACUGAAACAGACAUAUUUGUUGUAUACCUGCCACGAUUUUAACAAUUAAUAGGCCAAAGCAAAGAAAUAUUAAUUUUAAGAUUUGUCCACAUGGAAGUGGCAUACCUCCACCAUCCAGAAAUUGUAAAUGCUGUAAUGGAAGACAAAAUCCUGCUGUGCUUGAGAGUUUAAAUAUCUGCAAGGCUUUAAAUAAUUUAUUGUGUUUGAAAUUGGAAACCUAUUUUUCUAUGUGAUGAACAGUUUUCUACCAAUAUAUCUGAACUUUGUAAAUUUUUAUUUUAACAUCUGUUGGUUCAUCAAAAAUUAGAGGACAAGCAAUAAAAAUAUGCUACAAGAAAGUC
Molecule: messenger RNA, 6979 nt
Organism: Cryptotermes secundus
Lineage: Eukaryota; Metazoa; Arthropoda; Insecta; Blattodea; Kalotermitidae
Gene: Usp20-33
Product: ubiquitin carboxyl-terminal hydrolase 20
Exons: 15
Coding region: 524-3664 (1046 amino acids)
Biological process (GO): protein deubiquitination
Molecular function (GO): cysteine-type deubiquitinase activity; zinc ion binding
Source: RefSeq, a predicted model, not a curated record